AUGGAAGCAGACCACAGCAGCAUCGGGUUCCAGCCAAGCAGAGCCCGGAAAACUGACACGCAGCCAAGCAGAGGUGAACGUCACAAUAGAGGCAACCCAAAACCGCAAGUCGACGGUUUACCGAACGGUGUACCGUCUAUUUCUCUAUUGUAUUCCUAUGCAUACACUGUACGUCCCCCGGGCCUCGCCCGCUGGCAGACACAUACUUUACCAGCGAUCGCUGUGGAAAGUCUGCUAGUUCGAGGGGACAAAUUAUGUUGUUAUUGA
Molecule: messenger RNA, 267 nt
Organism: Macrosiphum euphorbiae (potato aphid)
Lineage: Eukaryota; Metazoa; Arthropoda; Insecta; Hemiptera; Aphididae
Source: the annotation of a GenBank genome assembly